UAUAAAUCUCUUUAAACAAAAUCUCUGGUCAAACCUCACUUUUUUUGAAGGUUCUCGAAAACCUUGCAACGUGCAACCUUGUGAAAAGUUUGGAAAAUUAUAUUAUUUCGUUAUGGCUACUUAUAAUUUUAAGAAUAUAACUGUUGUACCUACAGCAAAAGAAUUUGCUGAUAUAAUAUUAUCCAAAACUCAAAGGAAAACUCCGACAGUUGUUCACAAGCAGUACGCAAUACCUAGAAUUCGAAACUUCUAUACACUGAAGGUUAAGUUUUGUCAACAAUGUUAUCAUGAUAGACUCACUCAAAUAUUAACGGAAUUUCCAAAACUGGAUCAGAUACAUCCAUUUUAUGCUGAUCUAAUGAACGUUUUGUUCGAUCAGGAUCAUUAUAAAAUCUCUCUGGGACAAAUCAAUACAGCUAGACAUCUUAUUGAUAAUGUUGCAAAAGAACAUGUCAAAUUUAUCAAGUAUGCUGAUUCAUUAUAUCGGUGCAAACAACUUAAGAGGGCAGCUCUUGGCAGGAUGACCAAAAUAAUUACACGCCAAGCUCCCAAUCUUAAAUAUUUAGAACAAGUUCGACAGCAUUUGGCCCGAAUGCCCUCUAUAGAUCCUUACACCAGAACUAUUGUCCUAUGUGGGUUCCCUAAUGUGGGCAAAUCUUCAUUUAUAAAUGAAAUAACUAACGCAGAGGUGGAAGUUCAACCAUAUGCUUUCACCACCAAAGCUCUGUAUGUUGGUCAUACAGAUUUUAAAUAUUUGCGUUAUCAAGUAAUUGAUACACCAGGUAUUUUGGAUCAUCCUCUUGAAGAAAGAAAUGCCAUUGAAAUGCAGGCUGUAGCUGCAUUGGUUCAUUUACGUGCUUGCAUUCUUUAUUUCAUGGAUUUGUCAGAACAAUGUGGGCAUAGUCUUGAAGAACAAAUUCAUCUUUUUGAAUCAAUAAAACCAAUGUUUGUGAGGAAACCUUUAAUUAUAGUUGUCAAUAAAUCAGACAUUUUGAGUUUGGAAGAAUUAUCUCCUGAAAAAAGACAGCUUCUGGCAGUUUUUGAAAAAGAGAAGAUUCCACUUUAUGAAAUGUCAACGGUCAAUAAAAAUGGAGUGAUGGAGGUUAAAUUUGGGGCUUGUGAGACACUCUUGAGUUUCAAAGUGGAUGAGAAAAUGAAAACUAAAAAGGUUGAUGGAAUUUUGAAUCGUCUGCAUGUUGCAUUUCCUAAAACGAGAGAUGGAAUUGACCGUCCUCCUGUUAUACCCCCAAGUGUUAUAGCGAAAAAACAGGGAAAAGCAGAAAUCAGAAAAAGAAAACUUGAAAGGGAUCUGGAGGUUGAACUAGCCGAUGAUUAUGUUCUGGAUCUUAAAAAAUCCUACAGUGAAAUUCCUGAAGAUGAACGUUGGGAUGUUAUUCCGGAAAUGUGGAAUGGUCACAAUAUUGCAGAUUUUAUGGAUCCUCAUCUCUUUGAAAAAUUCGCUAAAUUGAAGGAGGAAGAAGCUCUGAGAGAAAGUACAGGAAUGUAUGAGGUGCCAAAAAUAGAAUUGGAUCAAAAUGCUAGAGAGAUUAAAGAGUUAGCACUCAAGAUCAGGCAUAAGAGAGCAAUUAUAAAAGAAGAAGCUAGAGUCAAUAAACAGAACAAAAAACCAGUCAUACCAAGAACUGCAGGUCCAAGAACCAGAGAUAGGCUACUUUCCAAGUUGAAAAAGAAUAUGGAAAAUCUUGGUGUUGAUAUGUCUGACACUAAGAAUGCUCACUUCACCAAGACUAAACAAUCUAAGAAAACAAUUGCUAAUAAAAUGAGGAUGGAUGUUGAUGAUGAUACAAAAACUAAGUUGAAGAAAAUUGUCAAACCUUCCAGGGGUGACUUGGGUAUCAAGGAUGCUGCUACAAAGAAGAAACUGGCCAAAAUCGCACAUCGCGCUAUCGCAAAGAAGGUCGCCAAAUACGGUCUCAAGGGAGAAGCAGACAGAUUCAUUGGAACAAAGAUGCCGAAACAUCUUUAUUCUGGAAAGAGAGGCUCUGGAUCUACAGAUAGGAGAUAAGAAUAACAUUGUGUGGUUGAAAUAUAAUAUAAAUAAAUUAUUCAAUGUU
This is a messenger RNA of Coccinella septempunctata (seven-spotted ladybird), 2075 nucleotides long. It is a transcript of the gene Non1, whose product is annotated as nucleolar GTP-binding protein 1. Gene Ontology annotation, biological process: ribosomal large subunit biogenesis. The transcript is spliced from 7 exons. Lineage: Eukaryota; Metazoa; Arthropoda; Insecta; Coleoptera; Coccinellidae. The record is from RefSeq and is a predicted model, not a curated record. Gene Ontology annotation, molecular function: GTPase activity; RNA binding; GTP binding. Gene Ontology annotation, cellular component: nucleolus. The coding region runs from base 113 to 2026 and encodes 637 amino acids.